Molecule: messenger RNA, 555 nt
Organism: Danaus chrysippus (African queen)
Lineage: Eukaryota; Metazoa; Arthropoda; Insecta; Lepidoptera; Nymphalidae
Source: the annotation of a GenBank genome assembly
AUGGAGUAUCAUAGACGCAAUCGCCGAGGCCGACCACGUUCAAGACCUAGGGUUCCUGUCUAUAUAGCUGCUAGACCACCGAAAUGGUCUGUUUUCAACGGUUUUUGCAGCUUCCUUGUUCUGACGAGUCUCAUUGCUAUAAUGUAUCUCAUGCUGGAGUUCCACUGCAACAACUGUAGCAAGAAAUGUAACAUUUACAACAUCACGAAGGGCCUUGAUGAUAUAGCGCUAAACAUUUCAAAUAUGAAAGGCUCGUAUUCUGACUUGGAGAGAAAGAUAACGAAAUUUUCAGAAGAACUUCCUAAAAUUGAAGGUCAAAUAGAAAUUUUGGAAGCAUUAGCCAAUACUAUGGAGAGAGGCGAUUGGGUUUGGAACCCCAAAGCGCAUUUGGCUUUGCCCAACGUUGAUGUAUACCUAAGUAAGGUACCAAAAAAUAAUGAAAAAUCAUUAAAAGUUCUCAACUUAAAAACAGAACAAGUAAAUACCGAAGAAAACCUUACAAUUAAUGACGCGAACAUGUCUUCCACCGUUAGUAAGACUUUAAAAAAAGAUUGA